Messenger RNA from Phycodurus eques (leafy seadragon), 3216 nucleotides. RefSeq names its product interleukin-1 receptor accessory protein-like. The transcript is spliced from 10 exons. NCBI's taxonomy places the organism in Eukaryota, Metazoa, Chordata, Actinopteri, Syngnathiformes, Syngnathidae. Bases 489 to 2063 code for a protein of 524 amino acids. Gene Ontology annotation, molecular function: interleukin-1 receptor activity. The record is from RefSeq and is a predicted model, not a curated record. Gene Ontology annotation, biological process: signal transduction.
CAACAAACAAUUUGCUUUUGUCUUCUUCUGCUCUCCGGCACCGCUCUCACACUGUUCUGCUUUCAAUGGUCUUGACAAGAUGGAGUUUUAAUGAGAUGGGUGCGUUUUCAUGUACACUUAAGCUAUGUCGCUUGUCGCAUUAUACAUUAGGAUUUAGUUCAGGGUGGAUGUGAUCAGCCAAAACCUUUCCACAUCUUUAUUGUCCACCAGCGUUGAGAAAAGGACGCGUUUCGCUUUCACUCUGCGAAUGGGCAACUUGUGUGCUAAAUGUGACAAAAGGAAUCACAUCAUGUUACCGACGGGUUAGUUGACUGGACAUCCUGCGUCUUCCUCCUGGUGUCUGUGCUGGUCGCCACGGUGACGGCGGACCUCCGGGCGUCCGCCGAGCCGCCGGGCGCCCGCCCGCCGCCCGCUGCCGUUGCUUCGACUGAAAACGGACACGGACGCGAGCCUGCGUUAAAGCUGCGCGUCUGAGCAAAGAGGACGACAUGUUGUGCUUUCAGCCGGCGGUGGCCGAGGACGCGGGCCGCUACGUCUGCCAGCUACGCCACCGCUCGGAGUGCGUCGAGAUGGCCGCGAGCGUGAGCGUGGUCCGCCGCCCGCGGGCAGCGCCAGAGGGUGGCCGGGAAUGCGACUUGCCGGUCGCCGUGGCGCUCGCCGGGGCGCGCGUCCCUUUGCAGGGCGGCGACGUUCUGGACUGCCCCGACUGGCGGGAGGCCCGCCAGAUGGCUGACGCCGCGCCCGUCGUCACCUGGUACCACGUGAGGACCGAUCGCGACGCUGCGCCACGCAAUCGCCCAAAAUGGCUCGCCGGGGCCCUGCAAACCUGCGUGUGUGCGGGUGGAUGGCUCGUGUGUAUGUGUGCGUGUCAGGAGUGCGAGGGGCCUUCGGGCUGGACGAGCGACCGCCAGCAGGCCGGCGCCCGCCUGGAGCUCCACUACAUGCUGGACCACUACCAAGGCGUUUACCGGUGCCAGGUGCGCUACCGGAGGGCCGGUCGAGCGCUUCGCUUCACACGCGGCGUCAACGUCACUGCCGUCUCGCCCAGUUUCCUGCCCAAAGAGCCGAGCAUCCUGCAGCCGACGGCCGAGCACGUCUUCGGCGUCAAGCUAGGCUCGGACGUGCGUCUGGUGUGCAGAGGACACUUCCCCUACUUGGACUCGGCCAACUGGUCCAUCUGGUGGAGCGUGGACGGCUACGCGGCGGACCAGCUGGCGGACCCCAGAUUCUCCGCCAGCAACCGGCACGUGCGCUCCGACCACGGCGAUCGCAUCGAGGAGAGCGCCCUGCUGAUCCGCGACUUCGCUUCCGAGGACCUCGGCGAGACGUACGACUGCUCGGUGAGGAACCGGCGAGGAUUCCGGACGCGAAGGGCUCGACUGGAGGAGGAAGCGUCGGCGCCGUCGCCGGAGCUGGCUUGCGGUCUGGCCGUGACCCUGGCGCUGUCGCUGGCCCUCUUGGCGCUCUACCGCGUCUUUCGGCUGGAGCUGCUGCUGCUCUACAGAUCCCGCUUCCACACGGACGAGCGGCACACGGACAGCAAGGAUUUCGACGUGUACAUCUCGUACGCCCGAAACAGCGAGGAGGAGAAGUUUGUCCUGGGGACGCUGCGCCGAGUCCUGGAGAACCAUUUGGGAUACUCGGUGUGCAUCUUUGACCGAGACAGCCUGCCGGGAGGGACCAUCACGGACGAGACUCUGCGUUUCGUGGCUCGCAGCCGGCGCCUGGCGCUGGUGCCGGGCCCCGGAUACGCCCGCCGGGGUUCCCAGGGCCUGCUGGAGCUCAAGGCGGGCGUGGACGGCCUGGCGGGCGGGCACCUGCGCCUCAUCCUGAUCCAGUACGAGCCCGUGCGGCGGCAGGAGUGGGUGCGCGAGCUGAGGAGGGCGCGCGUGGCGCUCGCCACGGUGCGCUGGCGCGGCGAGCGAUCGCGCGAGUCGACCUCGCGCUUCUGGAAGAAGCUGCGGCUGGAGCUGCCCGUCAGGAGGCCGCCGGGCACCGACCGGGGCGAGGAGGCGGGGCUUAUGAGGACGGCCAAUCGCCGUCAGUCUGACCGCUUGUUCUGACCGCUUGUUCGCCGUGCCGCUUAUCCAAAAACUCCGUCCAUGCAUUUUCUUGACCGCUUCUCCUCACUCAGGUCACGGGCGCGCUGGUGCCUAUCCCAGCUUACUGCGUGCGAGAGGCGAGGUACGCCCUGAACUGGUCGCGAGCCAAUCGCAGGGCACAUAGAAACAAACAACCAAUCGCACUGACUUUCACAUUAUACGGGCAAUUUAGAGUCUUCAGUCAACCUACCAGGCGUGUUUUGGGGAUGGAGGAGGAAACCAAAGUACCCGCAGAAAAGCCACGCAGGCACGGGCAGAGCGUGCAAACUCCGCACAGAACUGGGAGGCGGCUGUGCUAACCAGUCAGACACCAUCCAGAAACUCAUUUUUUUCAUUUUUAUUUGUUUGUCCUUUGAAAACUGCCAGGAUGAAGACUUUCCAAAAGCCAACUUCAACUGAGAAAAGUCAACUUUGUGCCACAUGAUCUUGUUGUGCAUUUCCCCUUUAUUUCACAACACUCAAGCGACCAGUACAAACCAAGGAGUCGUGUCAUGUGACUCCCCGUUCGACACCCUUCCGGAUGGAACUGGCUUGGAAUAAAAAACGGUUUGCUCGCUGAACGAACGGACGCUUUCGCCACCCCUCAGAGGCAAGGAAGGCCGCUAUUGGCGGUCCGAAACGUCGCUCCCGGGGGUUGUGUCGUUUUUUUUCUUUUUUUCUUUUUAAGCUUAGUCACGAGAUGGGUCAGAAAAGUGGUCAAAUUGAAAACGGGGCGGAGUCGCUUUCUCGGCUGGAGGCACUCGGGGGGGAGGCUCCCCACCUUUAUGUCACCUUUCCUUAACCUUUGUUGGAAAAGGUCAAGCUUCCUUUUGACAGUGGAAAGGAAAGCACUGUCGAAAACGAACCCGCAAAAUAUUUACUGGACAAUAAUAUGAAAGACAUCUUUUCAAAUAAUUCACAGAUUCUACCCGUGUAAAGGGUAUUUACAAUGAUUAACAUAAAAUGUAUUAUUUGCACCACUAGACACUGCAAAAGCUAUUAAAACCUCAGCUCCAUAUGUGCUCUUUCUAACAUAUUUUGCUAAUAUGAUCAGGUGCCUUUUUGGCCCCAGAUUUACGUCAAUCCUGGCAAUUGUUUGUGCUCGGUUCUAUGAAUAAACAUUGAUGCAAAUAAA